This is a messenger RNA of Lactuca saligna, 882 nucleotides long. Lineage: Eukaryota; Viridiplantae; Streptophyta; Magnoliopsida; Asterales; Asteraceae. The record is from the annotation of a GenBank genome assembly.
AUGGCUGGGUUACAUAAGGACCCCGAGGAGUGGUUUCACAUUGAGGAUCCUGAAGAGCUAUAUGAAGUUCCAUUGAAUUUAGCUGAAGACCCAUAUUUUCUCAUCAACGCUCCAACGCACCCAGAGGAGCAUGAUACGGAAGAGGACCCAUUAGAGGAUGAGGAAGAAGACGAUCCUAAGGAGGAAGAAGAAAUGGAUGACGAGGACAUACCACAUGAGGCCCAAAAGACUGAUGUUGACGAUCCUACCGAGGAUGAGGAGGAUCGCGCUGAGGAGGAACCCGCUCCUCCUACUCCACCAGUCUCUCCACCACGACAACAUUAUCGACCAUACCGCCUUUGUAGCAAGGCACUCAGGUUUAACCUUGAGAAGGACCCGAUACAACACCUCAUGUCACAAGCUGAUUGGAUGAAGGACAAAGUUGGAUCCCUAGAGAGUCUCAUAAUAGACUUUGGUUCUACUUCCCUUUCACAUCAAGUCGAGGUGCUUGAAGAGGGGAAGAAGGAGGAUUCUGAUGUCAUUCAGAAUUUUUAUCAUCACUCCAGUGCUGAUCGCACUACAGUAAAUGCCAUGAGUACUCAGGCAGUUGUCGCUGCUCGAGAACUCUAUUACAUCUUGGAUCAGUUUGAGGAUUAUGUCCUCUACAUGAUGACUCACUUUGGGAAGAGAAUGCCUAGACGAAAAGAACCACGAGUUCGUCCGCCACCGACUCCUGGGACUAACAGCAGAGGUCUUCCAGAUAUAACUCAAACAACAGAAGGAACUCCAGACCCUGUAGAAAGCCCCAAGCACAACAAAUACCAAUACAACUUUCCAAAUGGAUCCCACUAUGAUGCAAAAUACGAUUGCACAAGGGAUUGCUACAUCCUUGGUGACAUAUGA